This is a messenger RNA of Pseudoliparis swirei, 3415 nucleotides long. RefSeq names its product colony stimulating factor 2 receptor subunit beta (gene csf2rb). Bases 42 to 2546 code for a protein of 834 amino acids. The transcript has 14 exons. Gene Ontology annotation, cellular component: external side of plasma membrane. Gene Ontology annotation, molecular function: protein binding; cytokine receptor activity. NCBI's taxonomy places the organism in Eukaryota, Metazoa, Chordata, Actinopteri, Perciformes, Liparidae. Gene Ontology annotation, biological process: cytokine-mediated signaling pathway; immunoglobulin mediated immune response. The record is from RefSeq and is a predicted model, not a curated record.
AGUGCCUGAAAGGGAGGGAGCCAGACCAGGAGGAAGAGCUGAUGAGCAGCUUGGGCCAGAUACUGGCCCGGAUAGAGGAGAUGGGGCGGGCACAGGCGGAGGAGAGCCGCCUGUUCCUCGGAACCCUCCGAAACCCGCCGGCGCUGGGGCAGACUCCCGUUCCCCGUGACCCGCAGCCGACCCCCGAGCCGUCGGAGCUGCCGACCCCCGAGGUCCAGGACCCAUCGGAGCUGCCGACCCCAGAGCCUCAGGACCCGUCGGAGCUGCCGACCCCUGAGGUCCAGGAGCCGUCGGAGCUGCCGGACCCAGAGCCCCAGGACUCGUCGGAGCUGCAGAACCCCGAGGUCCAGGACCCGUCGGAGCUGCCGACCCCAGAGCCCCAGGACCCGUCGGAGCUGCCGACCCCUGAGGUCCAGGAGCCGUCGGAGCUGCCGGACCCAGAGCCCCAAGACCCGUCGGAGCUGCCGACCCCAGAGCCCCAGGACCCGUCGGAGCUGCCGACCCCAGAGCCCCAGGACCCGUCGGAGCUGCCGGACCCAGAGCCCCAGGACCCGUCGGAGCUGCCGACCCCCGAGCCGACCCGUCGGUGGAGGGCCGACUCCGGAUCCCCGGGCCCUGUCAGAGCGUCUCCGCUGCUGGGAUCCUUACGCUGCCACAACGACUACGAGUCGUACGUCCACUGCAGCUGGAGGGAGCACGGAAACCAAACACUGCAGCUGUGGUUCCAGACAGAAACCCACAGGAAGCAGUGUGCGCCUCACCCAGCUGAAGUGCAGCAUGCAAGUGAGCGCAGGACGGCCCGGUGCAGAUAUGAGACGCGGGCCUUUUCCAUCGGCAUCGAACACACGGUCUUCUUCCUGGAGGACCGAGCGCUGACCCGCUGCUCGCCCGCCCCGCGCCGGCUGCUGGACCUUUCUCUGCACCUGAGAGCCAGCCCACCGGUGAAUCUGUCCACACAUGGGGCAAGUGAUGGAGGCAGACGGCUCACUUGGUCCAGCCCCUACUCCUCCUCCUCUUCUUCUUCCUCCUCCUCCUCCUCUUCCUCCCUGAACAAACACAUCACCUAUCAGCUCAGCUACAGGACGGACCGACAGGACAACUGGACGACCGAGGAGGUCACCAACACCAGUGUGACCCUGGAGGAGCGUCUGCUGCUCCCGGGUCACAGGUACGAGGCCCGGGUGAGGGCCCGGGUCAGCAUGGGUCAGUGGAGCGACUGGGGCCCGCCGGUGGCCUGGCGCACUCAAGAAGACACUGGGCAGUCUCCCAGUUUGCAUUGUGUGCUGGUGGGAGAGGGGGAGGUGGUGUGCAGCUGGGAGGUGAGCAGAGAGCUGGACCACUUCAUCACCUACCAGCUGGCAUACCGACACCAGCAGUCUGAGAGGUACUGCGUGGACCCAACGGUGACCUCUGACCUCGGCGGCGCUGUGCUGAGGUACAGCUGCACAAUGGCCGCCGCAGACCCCGCGCGCCUGCUCGUGAGGCUCCUCCCACAACGCGCAGCCAAGAGAUUCAAGGCCGACAAACACAUCCGGCCCGGCCCACCGCGGCAGGUGACGGUGAGGCAGAAACACAGCAACUGGAUGGUGGAGUGGACCGAGCCGAGCACGGCUUCAAAGCUGCGGCUGUUCUACCAGGUGUUCUACCACAGGGGGCGGGGCCAGGGCUCGCCGGUCCUGCUGAACAUCUCGGAGGGCUCCACGUCGCUGAGCAUCCUGGGAGCCUCUCUGGCCUCGUCCCAGCACUACCAGGUCAAGGUCAGGUCGCUGGUUGUCCCCAUCCACUAUGAAGGCAUCCCCUCCGACUGGACCCACCCGGUGGACUGGACCUCACAAGAGGCCAUCUGGUCCCCGACCACGCUGAUCUAUUUCACCAUCGCUGUGUGCGUGGCCGCUGCGUUCCUCGUGCUCUACUGCAGCAUCCCGGCUUGUCUAAGAAGGUCCACUCUGUGGAUGGACUCGGUCCCGUCUCCGGGAAAAAGCAAAAUCCUGUCCGACAUCAAGUGUGCCUCCAGCCGGACCCUGGUGCAGAGUGAGAGCAUCACUGUCUGCAAAGUGAUGCGUUUCGACAGCGUGUCGACAUGCUCCUCGUUGCUGUGGCCGGCCAAGGAGCGUCUGGAGGAGGAACGAUGGAAGCCGCCCCCCCCUGCUGUGAAGGACACGUCCUCCAUGAGCUUCAGCGGGCCGUACAUCUUCUGUCAGGCGUCACAGGCGGCGAGGCGCGAGGCGGCGGGCGUCGAGUGUGAGGAGAGAGAGCGGGAACGAGAAACCCCGUCUGCCGCCUCUCCGUCUCCUCCCCCGGGGGAUUUCUCCCUCUACGGGGGCGGGUACGUGUGUCUGCCCGGCCGCAGCGUCUCCAGGUCCACGCAGGACCUCGUGUCUCACGGCGCCGGCGCCACCGCCGACGCUGAGCAGGACCACCGGGGUCACGACGGCAGCCGACCUCCGGCCUCCAGCUCGGGGCCUUUCGCCCUCUGGCCUCAGGGGGACCCCGCAGAGGCCUCGGGGUAUUGCCACCUCCCCGCCUUCACAAGAGCGGCACAGUGAACUAGAGAAGGGGGGGGGGGUCAAUAUGUGAUUUAUUGUUUACACUUUACUGUCAGCGACAUAUGCUCACACGGGGAAACAUGAGAGAUGGACCACGUCGCUGGUCUUAUCUGACCCCAUCCGGCCGGCUGUGUGAACAACGGAGGGCAGCAGUGAGCUGAGUGCAACACACGGAGACGUUUCAGGGAUGGACGUCAGUGUGUCGGCUGGCUUUGUGAGCUUUUUUUUGUUUUGUGGAAACUUCCUCACACAUUCCAGAUCAGAAUGAAAUAACAGAAGCACCUUCCACGCAUAAUACAAUACAACCCCCCCCCCCUAAGUAAAUACCUUUGUGAAGUUCUGUUUCAUUUGUUGGUCACAAAGAUUCAUCCUCACCUCACUCACUUCCUUCCUUGUAUACUUUUCCCAGACAAUAUAAAUAUGUAAAUAAGUUACUCACAGGCUGUACGGACACGUCGAACAGACACACACACACACACUCUGAAGAGCUGUGUUGAAAUGUGAACCUCUUUUUUUAUUCCCUUCCCCUGAAUUCCUGGAGUCUCUCCCAGUGGAGGAGGGAGACGCAGAACGAUGUCAGCUUCAUUUCAUGGGAACCGUUUGCAGACGGCCGUGUUUGGCUGCGGUCGUGUCUGCACGUUUGCACAGGUGUGCGAGUUCGGACCGUGUUGUCAACGUUGCAGCACGAGUGUUGCUGGGUGGACAAAUACAUAAUGUGAUCUACUGGUGUGUUGAUGUGUUGUGUGGCACCAGCCAACUCACUGUGUUUAGGUCUCCACUGAGACAUUAAAUGUACGUAGAAUGUCGAGUGUCAAUACUGGAGACUUGGCGUCUUCAAAAUUGCUUCAGAAUAAUAGUGAGAAUUGGCA